Molecule: messenger RNA, 2922 nt
Organism: Amoebophrya sp. A25
Lineage: Eukaryota; Dinophyceae; Syndiniales; Amoebophryaceae
Source: the annotation of a GenBank genome assembly
AGUGAAAAGACCACGACUAAUGAUAGAUAUAGUUGAAAAGAACAUGCUCUCAACAUUCAACCGUCGCAAUCAAGAAAAAUUCGAGAAAAUAGAGGAUGCGUUGGACGAUAUCUGUUGUAGUUGUUUUUGGAACUGGUUGCAGUGAUCAUUCUUGGUUGUUCGGAUGCUGCAAAGUACAACGGAUCGUGGCGUCUUAUACAAAGUCUUCUUACAUUAGUAGUACUAGAGCAAACGGACGGAAUAAAAUAUCAGAGGACCAAAGAACAAAAGCAUUAGAUCACGCAAGAAGAACAACAGCAAACACAGAUGGAAGAACAUCUGACGGAAGAGAAAGAAGCCGACUUGUACGAGAUAAGCUGCUGCCGCGCAACAUUAAGACAAUUGUCAUGAACAUUACACGCAACACCCCUGGCAUCCCCUGAAAUUACUUUGUGAACUAGCAUCAGGGGGAUGCCUAGUAGAUUAGGGGCCCAGUAGUAUGAGAUCUACAGAAUAUAGCUGUACAAGAAGGAUUUGGAAAUUGAAAUAGAGACAUCAAGGUCACAACUUCUCUAAUAACGAGCGAACUAGACAUCGAGAAGAUCAUAGAGGAGGCACUUCAACUAGAAGAAAUGCUAGAGCUUCUACAGAAAGAACAGAAGAAGGCGAACAACGACAACGUAAAGAAAAUCAAAAUACUCAUUCUCAUGUUACGUCCAGACGUGAAGCAGAUGCAGGAGAUAGCACUUUGUUCUCCAGACGUCGAGAACUACGGAAAAGCACUCCUCCUUUAUCUCUGGAGCAAAAGCAAAAACUUGUAGUAGAUCUCGUCCCCCGCUCGUCUUCUCCGUCCGACAACAACUGCGCGAAGACUACAGCAACCGCGCGAAGACUAGUGCCCAAAGAUGCGACUCCUACAAGUAACAUCAAUCAUGGAGAGCCGAUCCAAGGAGAGAUCUCGCCUACAUCGUCUGCCGAUCAUGUCGCUCUUACCUUUGGUCUUCUAACGGGGUUCAUGUUGGCUAGUAUUACGGUUCUUGCUGUUGCUAAUUAGAAUAUCACAGUACAACAAAGAGAUGAGACGAGAAAAUGGGCCUCCACGUUAGUAGUGUCAAUGUGGUCCUCCACCUCCCAUCGAUCAUCUUGUUGAGCACUCACUCCGAUUCCUAUACGUAUACCUAUAGAUCAUACCUUGUUGCGCUUGCGGCUAAGAACAUAUUAGCGGUAAUAUGAAAUGAUCCACUUUAUUGCCAGCUCUCUUGAUGAAUAAAUUGAAGGUAGUACUAUGAGGACGUCUACUUGAUCCAUCGCACUUUCAGAAUUUGUCUCGUCUACGGUCAUUGUCAGGAAAAGUGACAACGGGGACGCUCCUCUAUUUAAUAAUUCUAAACAAUGAAUUGGCCCUCUCACCACUAAUCUCAGCUUUUACCUCUAAUCAAUGCAUCUUCAGUUUUUUACAAGCAGCACUGGUGCCUUCCGAGUGGUCGGCAGUGAUGCUAUGGCAAAAAAUUCCUGUUGAUCUAAGGAAAGUGAAAGGCGUGCGCUUUUUCCAUGCUGCUUGAGUUUUUGAUUUUGAAUGUUGCACCAGUGACUAGGCUGCUUAGUCUGUCCGAAAACUGGUUUACUUGUCAGCUUAGUGAAAGUAAACAAGCCUUUAGACUUAGGAGGUUGUCGGACUACAUUGCCACAUUGCUAUUUCUUAUUGACUAAGUAAGUAAGUAGUAAAUAUCUAAGAUGAAUCGUAUGCGGAACGGUUACUAUGGUGUCUGGUCUGCUUUACUCCUCUAUGCGAGAGACCUGGGAACAAGUCAGGACUAUACCACCAGUUUGCCGAUAUAUUGACUGGUACAACAAUAAUAUUACUAUUCUAAGUACUAGAAGACUUCUAGUAUUAAGGCUCAGCUUAGUUAGUUUUAGCAGUUAGCAGGACACUUCAGGAUACUUGUCGAUAGUUACCCUUUUCUCUUCUAUAUCUAUAUCUUCCUCUGGUCUGUCUUUUUUCUAGUUAGGUCGGCUCCACCACAAGUGUUAAGGCUCAGCUUUCAAUGGUCACUGAGAUCGAAGAGGCGACCCCUUGAGAGAACAGGGGAAAACGAAGGGAAAGGGGAGAGCUUUGAAGGGGGUCUUUUCCGUUCAAGUCAGUGCCCACUGAGUGCUGAGCUUUAAUAGUAGUAGAAGAAGAGAGUUGAAGUUUAGAAGAUUGAGAACACAUAUGAGUCCAUCUGUGCUGGGGUUGGACCCCAUCAAGAUCAAUACAGUGCCCAGCUCUUUGCCGAUACAACAACGACUUUUGGUAGUAUUCUGUAGGGAUUUGGGGGUUUGCGACUCAGCUUCAGGAGCAGGGCUUAGGGGGUAUCAAUCUCCUAAACCCUAAGCCUUUUAGUAUCUAUUACGUAAUAUACCACCUUUGGUAGUAUUAUGCAAGAAACCACCUUGUUUGGUAGUAUCCUGAUCAUGUGACCGUGCUUCUCCACUCCAACCCGUCCAGGAUAAUCACGGUUCCGUUGCAGAUAGUCGAGUUUUACCUUCUCCUGCGAACCGCAAUGCCACCAAAAUACCAAGUUUCGUCCACUCUAUGUUAUGAAAAAAUUGUAGGAUCUUAUAUUCAUAUGGUCUAAAAACUGACCCUACCCGAAUAUAAUUAAUGGUCUAGUAGUCUAACACUAACUCACCCUCAGCAUACGAGUUGUAAUUUAAGGCGACCAAGAGAGCAUCCUCAACAUCAUCCUUGGCCUCUUUUUCAAGUAGAAAAAGGGCCCAGGGAUGGGCUCAGGGAUGUGACGCGGUAGCUCUAAGUAAUGGUCUACUCUUAAUUUACCCUACAACGCAAACUAAUGGUCAAACUCAGCCUACGCACCAAACCCAUGGUCUACUCUCCGAAUGAUGGUCUUCUAACCUAACCUACGAAUCAUGGUCUUCUAACCUAACAUACGAAUAAUGGUA